UGAAAUCCUUGAACGUGCAGAAUAUUGACGCCUGUGGCGAUCUUCUCAACUUCAUUGGAGAGGCCUCGGAUCGCGCAAGGAAGGCAAUGCAUGGCGUCACCCCGCUGUUCGUGCUCAAGAUUCGUGACGGCAGCUCGCCACUUCGCAUCUACAACGAAGUUGUGGCAUUGGCGUGCGAUCGACGACUCUGCCACGUCAUCAUCGAGGUGCCCAUUGAAUCUCUCACCAUCGCGAUGACGGCCCUUCCACGCCUCGACUUCCACCUCGUCCCCAACUUCUCCGUCUCGGAGGCCUUCCGCUACACACACCACCUAAUCGACCCGCUCGAGCUAACACACUUCGUUGAGGUGGUCGGGACAAACAGCAACGACCUCGAUGAACUCCUCGCCGCUGUCCGCCACGCACACAUGUCUGCCACUACAUACACCAACCAGAAGCUUGUCAAGGCCAUGAGGCAGCUACAGGCAGCGUGGGCAAAGGAUCCCUCCCUUCGCGAGGCAGUCAUAAAGUUGGCACGCUUUCCGUUUGAAGAAGGACAGAGCGAGGGAUACGACUACUCCAGCCUACGCAACGAGGCUCUUCGAGACAUAGUCAUGUACAAUGCAGUUGCGGAUGUCUGGAUGUUCCAACAGAAGGUGUUUCACACAGCGGCUUGCUGUUGGCAGUAG
Molecule: messenger RNA, 668 nt
Organism: Trypanosoma cruzi
Lineage: Eukaryota; Euglenozoa; Kinetoplastea; Trypanosomatida; Trypanosomatidae
Product: tuzin
Exons: 1
Source: RefSeq, a predicted model, not a curated record